UCUGGUCAAGUGUCAUUGUUUAUUCAGAUUUUCAAACGUAGACAAUUGGACGUAAUUAGUACUUAUUACGUCUAUAGUUGUGAAGGAUGUAAUAAUUUUCUAACCUAAAAAUUCACGCAGUGGCACUUGAGCGUGGUGCGAUCGUUCGGAAUCUAGUCCAGGAAAGGGAGAUGAGCGAUGCUGAGCUUCAAGAGGAGGAAAGAGAAGUAUUACUCUCGAUAUACGAGGGCGAUCCGGCUUUUAAACAGCUGACACCCACGAUAUUUCAAUACAAGUAUGGAGAAGAUAAUGAUAUGAAGUCAUUUCUAUUGGAAAUCUCAUGGGGUGCAACAUAUCCUACAGAGAAACCGACUAUCAAUAUGAAUACAUUUUACAAUAAACAUAUUUUACAAGAGGUCAAGGACAAGGUGAUGAAUCACGUAGAGGCAGAGGCUGAGCAGUGGUUAGGUAGCGCUAUGACAUAUACAUUAUUUCAAUCUGUCCAAGAACAUUAUGCAGACUUAGUGUGCAUGCAACCCGACUCAGUUGCCGAUAUAAAUUUACAUACUAGUAAGCUGAAAACUACGGAAGAGAACCAACAGGUCGAGGAAACGAUAAAGAAACCGAAGAAGGAACAUUUAAGUAAAGCCCAGAAGCGUAGACAGUGGAACAAAGCAGAUGGCAAAGGUGAAAGACAGCGAGGAUGGAACUGGGUAGAUAUAGUAAAACAUUUAUCACAGACUGGACCUAGAACGGAGGAGGAAUCAUAGUCCAAGACCAUAAUAUUUUGUACAGUAUGACAGGCGUGUUAUAUUUUUAUAAAUUGUUGGAAAUAAAAUUAUUUCCUUAUCUAUUUUCC
Messenger RNA from Trachymyrmex cornetzi, 838 nucleotides. RefSeq names its product RWD domain-containing protein 4. Gene Ontology annotation, molecular function: protein binding. Lineage: Eukaryota; Metazoa; Arthropoda; Insecta; Hymenoptera; Formicidae. The coding region runs from base 171 to 749 and encodes 192 amino acids. The record is from RefSeq and is a predicted model, not a curated record. The transcript is spliced from 4 exons.